UCUGAAUAUACCUCUAUCAAUUUGAUGUUGAAGGUAGGUAUAAAUAUAGGUAUGUGCAUUACGGUCAAUUCAGGUGGGCCGUAGAGGCUGACACUCCCCACACGCCCUAUAACCCCUGUAAGUAAGGUAGCGAUUGACCUGCAUGUAGGUAGGUAGGCAGGCGAGGUAGGCAUUGAUGCUGUCAAGUCAGAGAUGGUGGUGAGGUGGGUGGUAGUAAACAACUUUUGGUUCGACCACGGAUACCAGAACCCCCUCCAUCAAUUUUCCAUCAUUUCCCAUCCCCGAAAGUUCGCCAGAGAGUUACAAGCACAUUCGUCUUCACCUAGAAAUCCUCACAGAUUGCGGUUUCCCACUAUUCACGCGCUCUCGUCUCCCCUACAUACGCACCGCACCCACUUACACCGAUGUCGAGACCCUCGACAGCGCGUCGACAGCUCUACUUCGCCUAUGGCAGCAACCUCUGGCUGGAACAGAUGGCGACGCGAUGCCCACACAGCUACUAUGUCGGACGCGCUGUCUUACCCGACUACCGCUGGCUCAUUAACGAAAGGGGGUUCGCCAAUAUCGUCCCCGCCAGUGGCUAUACGGUCCAUGGUCUAGUAUACGAGCUAGGUGUUGGUGAUGAGCCCCGUCUAGACAGAAGCGAGGGUGUGUCCAAGGGCGUCUACUCAAAGGAUUACCUUCCCCUUCUCCUACAUCAGGCCCCGAGGGCACUACAGAUAUCGACCCAGUCGCUAGCAGAAGACGGCAGUCUGGAGCGGGCAAUCGGCGCCUCACAACUGCAGAUGACGUCGGGUAGAAAACGCAGAGCCUAUCUCCAACCUAGGGUGCUGGUCUACAUAAGUUAUGAUUUCGUUGCCCCUGGUGACCCUCGGACUGAAUACACCGACCGCAUGAACUACGGCAUCAGAGACGCCGCCACCAUGGGCGUCCCGGAAGAUUAUUUCCAAAAUGCUCUGUACCCUCUGCUCGGAACCCGGCCGGCCGUGCACAACGUUACCCGUCGACAGUCUCUGCGUGCCCCUGGUGGCCCAGCUUUACCUCCACCAAAAACACGGAGUCGGUCCACCAGUUACCCACGCAAGGAAAUCGGAGGAGUCAGCUCAUCAGGUACCCGCAUAAGGAAAUCGGAGAAGUCGGUCUACCAGCUACCCACGCGAGAGUCCAACACCAGAAUAUGGGAGAUAGUGGAGCUGUGAUUAUAUAGCGCCCGGAGGGAAUUCACUACUGGACCGGUGGCAUGGUCGCCAGUUCUCCCCUGCCCUAGGCGGCUGAGCCCAGCAGGGAUGCAAGAAACCCGUAGGAAGUAGUGCGGACUACAAGGACAUAUGGAAAAUAUGGAAUGGGAUAAGAUGAGUCAUACGAUAGGUCACGAGGAGUUAGGGAGCUGAUUUUUCUGUAUUUAUACGAGCGACGCGAUGCCGUCACGACGAAGCCGAAGACCCAGGCAGCAUGCGAUUUACAUUCUUUUUCUCUGGGUCGGUAGACUAUACAAGCCUUGAGCCAUUAAUCCAGGACUAAUACUCUAGGUGGAAUGCCUUAAAAGAAAAGGGUCUGGCCUGGUUUGGUCACGAAACGGGUCUACGGAUAACCCUUGAACUUCUAUUGUGACCUGAAAUCACUUCAAUAGUUAAGGAGGGCUCGUGUCGUAUUAUUGGACAUGUUUAUGCCGUAGUUAUGCCUAACAAACUUAGCACUGCAU
Molecule: messenger RNA, 1702 nt
Organism: Xylaria bambusicola
Lineage: Eukaryota; Fungi; Ascomycota; Sordariomycetes; Xylariales; Xylariaceae
Exons: 1
Coding region: 405-1199 (264 amino acids)
Molecular function (GO): gamma-glutamylcyclotransferase activity
Source: RefSeq, a predicted model, not a curated record